GCGGCCGGGGAUGGGAUGGGACGGGACGGGCCGGGAUGGGAGCGGGUGAGGGGACGGCCGAGCCCGCCGGCGGCUUUAAAUGCGGGCCCGGGCCGGCGCCGCCAGCACAGCCGCGCCUCUCGCUCGGGCUGCCGCGGGCGCUCACCCGCACGGACACGGACACAGACACGGGCGGGCAGGUGUAGGGCCCCCGCCAUGCCCCACUGAGCCAGCCCGCAGCCCGUCCGCCGCCACGGCUGCCCCGCAGCCCCCGCCCGCCGCCAGGCUGGAGGAGCGCCGCAAGCCCGAGCCCCGGAGGAUGGAGGACGAGGCAGUACUGGAUAGAGGGGCUUCCUUCCUUAAACACGUAUGCGAUGAAGAAGAAGUGGAAGGUCACCACACCAUUUACAUCGGGGUCCACGUGCCGAAGAGCUACAGGCGGAGGAGGCGGCACAGAAGAAGAGCUGGGCACAAAGAAAAGAAAGAAAAGGAGAAAAUCUCGGAGAACUACUCGGACAAAUCAGACGUAGAAAACGCUGAUGAGACAAGCAGCAGCAUCCUUAAACCACUCAUCUCCCCCGCCGCCGAGCGCAUCCGCUUCAUCCUCGGAGAGGAAGAUGACAGCCCCGCGCCCCCGCAGCUCUUCACCGAGCUGGACGAGCUUCUGGCUGUCGAUGGACAGGAGAUGGAGUGGAAGGAGACUGCAAGGUGGAUCAAGUUUGAGGAGAAGGUGGAGCAAGGCGGGGAGCGAUGGAGCAAACCGCACGUGGCCACCUUGUCUCUGCACAGCCUGUUCGAGCUGAGGACGUGCAUAGAGAAGGGCUCCAUCAUGCUGGAUAUGGAGGCCUCUUCCCUCCCACAGGUGGUGGAGAUGAUCGUUGACAAUCAGAUCGAGACGGGGCUGCUGAAAUCCGAGCUGAAGGACAAGGUCACCUACACGUUGCUCAGGAAGCACCGGCACCAGACCAAGAAAUCCAACCUGCGCUCGCUGGCUGACAUUGGAAAGACCGUCUCCAGUGCAAGUAGGAUGUUUUCCAACCCCGAUAAUGCACGCAGCCCGCUGGAGAGCUCCGUGCCCUGCCUGGCCACGCGCACGCUGGACGAUGAACUGGGAGUGCAGCGCAGCCCCAGCGUGGGAUGGCUCAGCAGCCCGGCCAUGGCUCACCGAAACCUGACUUCCACCAGCCUCAACGACAUCUCGGACAAGCCUGAGAAGGACCAGCUGAAGAAUAAAUUCAUGAAGAAGUUGCCUCGUGACGCUGAGGCCUCCAACGUGCUGGUCGGGGAGGUGGAUUUCCUGGAGAGCCCCUUCAUUGCCUUCGUGCGGCUGCAGCAGGCGGUCAUGCUGGGAGCUCUCACCGAGGUCCCUGUUCCCACACGAUUUCUCUUCAUUCUGCUGGGACCAAAGGGCAAAGCCAAGUCCUAUCAUGAGAUCGGCCGAGCCAUUGCCACGCUGAUGUCGGAUGAGGUAUUCCAUGACAUUGCCUAUAAAGCCAAGGACCGUCAGGACCUGAUCGCAGGCAUCGAUGAAUUUCUGGAUGAAGUCAUUGUGCUCCCCCCUGGGGAAUGGGAUCCAGCCAUUAGGAUAGAGCCCCCCAAGUCUCUCCCUUCUUCAGAUAAGAGGAAGAACAUGUACUCGGGCGGGGAGAACGUGCAGAUGAACGGCGACACGCCCCACGACGGCGGCCACGGCGGCGGCGGCCACGGCGACUGCGAGGAGCUGCAGCGCACGGGCAGAUUCUGCGGGGGUUUGAUCAAAGACAUCAAGAGGAAAGCGCCGUUCUUCGCCAGCGACUUCUACGACGCUUUAAACAUCCAGGCCCUCUCAGCCAUCCUCUUCAUCUACCUGGCCACUGUCACCAAUGCCAUCACUUUUGGGGGAUUGCUUGGAGAUGCUACGGAGAACAUGCAGGGCGUGCUGGAGAGCUUCCUGGGCACCGCUGUCACCGGUGCUGUGUUUUGCCUUUUGGCUGGCCAGCCCCUCACCAUUCUGAGCAGCACCGGACCCGUCCUGGUCUUUGAGCGGCUCCUCUUCAAUUUCAGCAAGGACAAUGACUUUGACUACCUGGAGUUCCGCCUCUGGAUCGGCCUCUGGUCAGCCUUCCAGUGUCUCAUUCUCGUGGCCACCGACGCCAGCUUCCUGGUCAAGUACUUCACCCGCUUCACCGAAGAAGGAUUUUCCUCCCUGAUCAGCUUCAUCUUCAUUUAUGAUGCUUUCAAGAAGAUGAUCAAGCUGGCAGAUCAUUAUCCCAUCAACUCCCAGUUCAAGGUGGACUAUAUCACUCAUUACUCUUGUGCCUGUAAACCACUAGAUCCAGUUAAUAGCUCAUUACUUAACAGGACAAUGGUGCUGUCAGACUAUGAGCUGGUCUCUCCCUCCUCUGAGCUGGCCAACACCACCAUUGACUGGGCAGCUCUGACAGCCAAGGACUGCUUGAAGUACGGGGGUCAGCUUGUGGGCAACAACUGUGACUAUGUCCCUGACAUCACCCUCAUGUCUUUCAUCCUCUUCUUCGGCACUUACACCUGCUCCAUGGCCCUGAAGAAAUUCAAGACCAGUCGCUACUUUCCCACCACUGCCCGGAAGCUCAUCAGUGACUUUGCCAUUAUCCUGUCCAUUUUGAUCUUCUGUGGAAUAGAUGCCCUGGUCGGUGUGGACACACCAAAACUAAUUGUGCCAAGUGAAUUCAAGCCAACCAGUCCCGAGAGGGGUUGGUUUAUCCCACCUUUUGGAGGGAACCCGUGGUGGGUGUACCUGGCAGCAGCCAUCCCUGCCCUGCUGGUGACCAUCCUCAUCUUCAUGGACCAGCAGAUCACCGCCGUCAUCGUCAACAGGAAGGAGCACAAGCUCAAGAAAGGUGCUGGAUAUCACCUGGAUUUGUUCUGGGUGGCCAUUCUGAUGAUUGUCUGCUCCUUUAUGGGGCUGCCCUGGUACGUGGCUGCCACCGUCAUCUCCAUCGCUCACAUCGACAGCCUGAAGAUGGAGACAGAGACCUCAGCCCCUGGAGAGCAGCCCAAGUUUUUGGGAGUAAGGGAGCAGAGAGUCACUGGUGUCAUCGUUUUCAUCCUGACCGGGGUGUCUGUCUUCAUGGCUCCCAUCCUGAAGUUCAUUCCCAUGCCCGUGCUCUACGGUGUCUUCCUCUACAUGGGAGUGGCAUCCCUCAACGGCGUGCAGUUCAUGGAUCGGCUGAAGCUGCUCUUGAUGCCUCUAAAACACCAGCCUGACUUCAUCUACCUGCGCCACGUCCCGCUGCGCAGGGUCCACCUCUUCACCUUCCUGCAAGUGGUGUGCCUGGCCCUCCUCUGGAUCCUCAAAUCCACCGUGGCUGCUAUCAUAUUCCCUGUCAUGAUCUUGGCCCUGGUGGCAGUCAGAAAAGCCAUGGACUACCUCUUUUCCCAGCAUGACUUAAGCUUUCUUGACGACGUCAUUCCAGAAAAGGACAAGAAGAAGAAAGAGGAUGAGAAGAAGAAGAAAAAGAAGAAGGGCAGCAUGGACAGUGACAAUGAUGAUUCUGACUGCCCCUACUCAGAAAAAGUCCCAAGUAUUAAAAUACCAAUGGACAUCAUGGAGCAGGAACCUUUCCUAAGUGAUAGCAAACCUGCUGACAGAGAAAAGUCACCAACAUUCCUCGAACGCCACACAUCGUGCUGAUACAAUUCCCUUCCUUCAACCACACGCCAUGCCAAGGUAAGCACCCACAAAUGCACCUCUGCUCCCCAAGGAUCACAGCCACCUGCCCCACCUGGGUGGCUGCUUCCCAAGGUGAUCAGGGACAAGGUGAUUCCAUAGUUACUCCAGCCCCUGGCAGCGCUUGGGAUGGGCAGUGGAGAACCUGGGAGACCUGGAGGCUCCACUGGCCUCCUGGCUGCUGCAUGAGGACUGCAUUGGGAAUCAGACCAGGAGAAACACGUGGGGGCACUGGGAGGAGCCCAGAGGGUUGGUGCCAAAGGAAAGUAAUCCAUUUUUCCAUAUCUGUGUUUGAAAAUAAUGAAUAAUCUUUAACAAAGAAUAAUCUCAAACUGCAGCAAGUAAUAAUUGCUGAGAGACCAGCCCCUUGGGGCCAGCUUGGGCCUCCCAGCACCAGGACUGUGGUGUGGAGCAGGGCAGGUUUAUCCCUCUGGAAUGCCAGAGAUGUGUCUGUGCUUGCAGCUGUUAGACAGGCACUGAAAUUCAUCCCAGCGGCCAUGCCCGGAUUAUUCCAGUGGCACAGCCUGGGGUGGAACACCAGGAUGCUCCACCCUGGAAGUGUCCAAGCAGUGCUGAGACCAGCUCAUUCAGAUUAUCUGUGUGUGGGCCUGACCUUAAACCUGGCUGUAUAUUCCCAAAGCCCAGCAUCUGUGCUGCUCUGACCUUGUCUGUCUUCUCCUUUGCAGCCCUCCACGAACUCCAGUAAAAGUUGUGCCUCAAAUUAGAAUAGAACUUGAGCCUGAAGACAAUGGUUAUUUCUGGAGGAGCAAGGGAACAGAAACUACUUUGUAAUUUGUCUGUCUGUCUGAUCUUUUACGAAUUCAUUCUGUCACUAGCCAAAUGUUCAGAAGCUCCCUGCUCCCCCCGGCCAAGGUAACCGAGCCCCCGCUGCCCCUCCGUGCUGGGCUGCCCGGGACUGGGAAUGUCCCUGCCCGGGACUGGGAAUGUCCCUGCAGGAGCACCAGAGGCACUGGCUGCUGUCAGCCCUGUCUGGCAGGACAGAGCUGAGCUCCAGGCUGCUCCUUGGCUGCUCCCAGAUCCUGCUGGAACGUGCUGCUAACCCUCACGUGCUCUCACCUGUAGAUAGAAGAGAAGGUACUUCACUCCCGGCACAGACAGACCGUUGCCAUCGCUGUAGCAUGUUUGGAAUGUCCCUUUCCUAUGCAAUUUUUUUUUAAAGAAACACUUUAAUGGACUUAAUCCGUCAGGUACAUGGAAGAGUGUUAUUUUCCUAGAUUAUUUUGUUUAAAUUAUGGGGGCCUAACCUACGACUUUUUUUUUUUUUUUUUGACAAUUUUUUUAACCUUUUUUUAAUUACUGUAAAGAAAAAUGAAUUUUUUUCCUGCAGCAGGAAACAUAUAGUUAUGAGUAGUUCUACCUCUUAUUUCUAGAUGCCAGGCUUUCUGUAAAAAAUGUAUUGUACCAUAUAUAAUGUGAUUUUUACAAAAAAGAAACCCACGACAUCACACCACAAUCUCCAGGACGUGGCAUAGGGCUGGAUCAGUUCAAGUAACACCUCCUGCUCCGAAGCAUCUGUUCUUCUUAGGGUUGAGUUGGCUUUUGGAGUUUUUGUCAUGAGCAGUCCCUGCUGUGAAAGAAACCUUACACCUCUUGUGAUCUUGGAAGAGUCUGUAUGGACAGGUGCUGGUUAUAUCCCUGUUGCUGAUUUCUGACCUGGGAUCCCUCCAUGACUUUGUUGGAGCACCGGUGUGAAGACCCCAGGUGUGCCUCGGGCACAGUGCUCCAGGAGGAAGAUGAAGGUGGCCUGCUGGGAUGUCCAUCCUGACCCUGGGAUUCACAGACAUCCCCAUCCUCCUGCAUCCCACCUACAGAGCUUACCCUAAACCUUGGCCCCACACCCGGCAGAGCAGCAAGGCUAAGCAGGCCAGGCACGGGCAUCCCAGGAUUUUGGGGUGGACAUCCCAUCAGGAGAGAGGUUUUUCUCUCUGUAGCAUGUUCAUGCUGGAGUGUGCAUCUGCAGGCACGUUUGGGCUUCACCAGGACACGGGGAACACACUAAAAGCUUCGUCCAAAAAUAGAAAACAGAAGAAGAAGAAAAAGCAUCCCAGCUCUCGAGGCGAAUUCCCUGAUGGAGACAAUCCCGUCACAGAGGAUGGGCACAUGCUGCCACUCGGUCCUUGUGAAACCAAAGUCUGGGUUGGUGAAGUCAAGAGGAUUUUCUGAUGGUGCUGAGACCUUAAAUGCCAAAUUUUAGCAUCUGCUCCCACGCAGGAGCCGCCGCCUCCCUACAGCCCUGCUCGCCCUCCAGGGGUCUCCCCUUCAGUUUCCAUGGAAUCUGUGCUGGGUAUCCCAGGAGCCCAGCUGAAACCUGCUCUGAAAAUGCUGGGGACACUUGGGAAAGGCCUGAAGAGGAGCAGCUCUGGGAUCCUUCUGCUGCUGGAGCACAGGCAACUUGGGAAGAGCGAUGCCAGCUGUGGCCAGUGCUCUCCAUCCCUUGGAGAAGGAGAACAGCAGUCCUGGCACCCAGGGGACACAGGCUGGAUACACAGGAGCUGCCGUGGGAUUGCUGCCCGUCCUGCCCAGCCCGUGCUGUGCAGCAAUCCCAGAGGAGAGGUGCCACCAGGGGCUGUCCCGGUCGGUUCCAUGGGCACAGCUUCCAUCUGCUGCUGCCUGGUGACCUGUCUCCCCAAAAAUCAGGCCUCCCCUUCUGAACCGUGUUAAAUACCCUUGAAGCGUCCUGACCGCUGUUCCAGAUCUUUCUCCCUCCUCGUGUUGUGCUUUCUGUGGUGUGCUGAGGGACAGAGGGCUGGCUCUGCCUGAGGAACACCCGCCUCCCGUGGCAGGGAGGAGCUGCAGGGACAGGGAAGGGCUCUCUGCGGGCCACACGCCUCGGAGAACAACUGGAACGUCCUUGCAAUCCAAUUUAGGUGUUUUGGCAGAAAAUCCUGGGGGGGCUCUUCAGGGAAUAAGUGGGGACACCGACCCUGCCCAGCAAAUGCCAGCUCCCAGCUCCGUGCCAGCCCCGGCCUCGGGGCCGCUGCCCCUUCCCGUCUCCAUCGGAAUCAAGUCGCACUUUCAGAUACUUUUAUUCUUGUUUUUAAUUCUCCCAAGUCCCUGUUGUCUUUGGAGGAGAGAGCAAGGACUUGGGAUGAAGUGAAGUGGAUCGGAUGGUGGAACUAAAAGGAGAAAAGCAGAAAACAUUUCAAACAUAUUAAAGUGAUUUUUUUUUCCAAUAAUAUAAAAAAUGAAAUUCCUUAUAACAUUAUAGUAUUUUACAGUUUUAUGAAGCUUUCUAUUGUGACUUUUAUGGAAUCAAAAGAUGAAGAUGAUGAGAUAUUUUAGCAUUUAUAUUUUUCAAAAUUAAAUAAAUGUAUACUGAAAAUAAAGUAACUUUAUGCAUUUAUGGGAGAGUGCAUGUCUGUUUUCCCUCUUCGUGUGCCAAG
Molecule: messenger RNA, 7071 nt
Organism: Onychostruthus taczanowskii (white-rumped snowfinch)
Lineage: Eukaryota; Metazoa; Chordata; Aves; Passeriformes; Passeridae
Gene: SLC4A4
Product: solute carrier family 4 member 4
Exons: 26
Coding region: 80-3631 (1183 amino acids)
Biological process (GO): bicarbonate transport; monoatomic anion transport; transmembrane transport
Cellular component (GO): plasma membrane; basolateral plasma membrane
Molecular function (GO): sodium:bicarbonate symporter activity; monoatomic anion transmembrane transporter activity; solute:inorganic anion antiporter activity
Source: RefSeq, a predicted model, not a curated record